AUGAACGGUGGAAACUGUAGCUUGAUUACAAAGCUUCCAGUAUUUGAUGGAAAGAAUUGGAAUCGAUUGAUGAUUCAGAUGCGUGUGUUGUUUGGUGCUCAAGAUGUUCUUGAUCUCGUAAAUGACGGUUAUACAACAGUUACAAUAGAUGCAACUGAAGCACAAAGGAACACAUAUAGAGAGUUGAGGAAGAAAAAUAAGAAAGCUUUAUCUGAUGAAUCAGUGAAGAAGGUGAAGUUAAAGUCUCUGCGUAAGCAGUAUGAGAAUUUCAACAUGAAGAACAGUGGAAAGAUACCAAAUUACAUCUCUAGAGUGGUUCUGAUCAUAAAUGAGAUGAAAUCUUGUGGAAAGACUCUUUCUGGACAAGUAAUCAUUGAGAAGGUAUUGAUAUCUCUUACUCCUUAUUUUGAUUACAUUGUUGUAGUAAUUGGACAUUCUAAGGAUCUGAGCUCCAUGAGAAUUAAAGAGCUGCAAAGCAGUCUAGAGGCACAAGAGUUGUGUCUGACUGAGAGAACCUUUGAAAGAGAGGUAGAGCAGUCUCUGAAAGCGUCUUCUGGUAAGAAGAAUCAGAAGCAGUCUUGGUCAGAGGCCAAGAAGAGACAUGGUGGUUAUCAAAAGUCCGAAACCUCCAACUAUGAUGAGAAGAAACAUCAGAAGGGAGAGGAGAAGUUUGACAAGAAGAAGGAAUGGGAAAUGACAAGGUCAAAGCGAAGAAUGAAAAACGGUUCUGAUCAAAGAUGUUUGGUACGUUUCUGGAAUGAAGAGCAAUCUGAUGAGUGUGGGUUAUCUAAUUCAGAAAGGUUUCUUAAUUACUAUGAAGGACAAUCUCUUGAAGUUGUAUGA
Lathyrus oleraceus (garden pea) is the source of this 843-nucleotide messenger RNA. RefSeq lists its product as uncharacterized. The record is from RefSeq and is a predicted model, not a curated record. The coding region runs from base 1 to 843 and encodes 280 amino acids. The transcript is spliced from 3 exons. NCBI's taxonomy places the organism in Eukaryota, Viridiplantae, Streptophyta, Magnoliopsida, Fabales, Fabaceae.